Cordyceps militaris CM01 is the source of this 1350-nucleotide messenger RNA. Its product is annotated as WD40 repeat-like-containing domain. The transcript is spliced from 3 exons. The record is from RefSeq and is a predicted model, not a curated record. NCBI's taxonomy places the organism in Eukaryota, Fungi, Ascomycota, Sordariomycetes, Hypocreales, Cordycipitaceae. Gene Ontology annotation, molecular function: protein binding. Bases 1 to 1350 code for a protein of 449 amino acids.
AUGGCGGAACCGACGCCCGUCAACAUCUUGCGCGGCCACAAGUCCCAGAUUCACGCCGCGGCAUUUGUUCGCAGCAAUGACCGCCUCGCCACCGGCGACGCUGACGGCUACGUGAUGCUGUGGGAUCUCGCCACCAUGCGACCCAAGGCAGUGUGGCGGGCUCAUGAGAACGCGAUUCUCGCUAUUCGAGGCUGGGGCGAGGAUAAAAUCAUAACACACGGCCGAGACCAUCGUCUUCUUGUGUGGCAGCUGCGCUUCGAGGAUGAGCAGAAUUUGGCAACGACAUCACCGCUGGAGCACACAGGAGAUGCGUACCCACAGCCGUGGAUUUUGAAUGUAUUGGGCGUCAACACGAUGAAUUUCUGUGCUUUUGCCGCAUGUCCGAAUACGCCGGGUGUCAGCGCCACCCUGGCAGACGACACCAGUGGCAGUAUUCUCGUCGCCGUUCCUAAUACGUUGUUGGCCGAAUCGAUUGACAUUUAUGAACUGCCAAGUCAGAAGCGUAUUCACACGGUCAAGCCUGGUGGAAAACACGGUAUGGCCAUGACGCUCGCCAUUCUCUACAAGGAACGUCACUUGGUGUUGUGCGCUGGCUUCGAGAAUGGCAUGUGCUCCGUCUUCGUGCUUCGUGAAAACGCAGACGAGUGGGUUACGACGUAUCGCGGCCAGUCACAUUCACAGCCGGUGCUGUCACUGGACGCCGACGCGCGCGGUGAAUACUUCAUCUCCUCGGCAGCCGACUCGUUGAUUGUCAAGCACCCCAUUCCGACCUCCCUGCAAACCAAAAUACCAGAAGUCUCCGCUCCGCCACAUACCAUCACGACGACAGACGAAGCCGUAUCCGCACCAGCAACGACCACUGGCAUCGGAGCCUUGUUUGCCGGCCAGCCAGCCGCCCAGACGAGUGGCAUCCCUGAACUUACCACCAGUGUCUGGGAGCACCCCAUCAAGGUGGCCAACACGAAGCAUUCCGGGCAGCAGAGCCUGACGAUUCGCUCCGACGGCCGUGUGUUUGCGACGGCCGGCUGGGAUGCCAGGAUUCGCGUCUACGCGACCAAGUCCCUCAAAGAGCUUGCCGUGCUCAAAUGGCACCAAGUCGGCGUCUACGCUGCCGCUUUUGCGCACGUGAAGCCCGGCGCAGACGAGGUUUCGAUGGAGAAGAAGAAGCAGCUGCAGUUGGCUCCAUCGACGCAAGAAAGCACCUCGGAUGCAGUCAUUUUAAGCCCUGGCAAGCCGGACGGAGCGCGGGCCAUGACGGUCAAGGAUAGGCGAUUGCAUCAUGCGAAGCAUACCCACUGGGUGGCCGCCGGGGCCAAAGACGGUAAAUUAAGUCUCUGGGAUAUAUAUUAA